Panicum hallii is the source of this 651-nucleotide messenger RNA. RefSeq names its product ras-related protein RABA1f. The record is from RefSeq and is a predicted model, not a curated record. Lineage: Eukaryota; Viridiplantae; Streptophyta; Magnoliopsida; Poales; Poaceae. Bases 1 to 651 code for a protein of 216 amino acids. Gene Ontology annotation, molecular function: GTPase activity; GTP binding. The transcript is spliced from 2 exons. Gene Ontology annotation, cellular component: endosome.
AUGGCGUACAGGGCGGAGGACGACUACGACUACCUCUUCAAGGUCGUGCUCAUUGGCGACUCCGGGGUCGGCAAAUCCAACCUGCUCUCGCGGUUCACGCGCAACGAGUUCAGCCUCGAGUCCAAGUCCACCAUUGGGGUCGAGUUCGCCACCAGGAGCAUCAGAGUCGACGACAAGGUCGUCAAGGCCCAGAUAUGGGACACCGCCGGGCAGGAGAGGUAUCGGGCAAUUACAAGUGCGUACUAUCGAGGGGCUGUUGGCGCACUUGUCGUGUACGACGUGACACGCCAUGUGACCUUUGAGAAUGUGGAGAGGUGGUUGAAGGAGCUCCGGGAUCACACGGACGCAAACAUUGUCAUCAUGCUUGUCGGCAACAAGGCUGACCUGCGACACCUCAGGGCUGUAUCCGUGGAGGAUGCCAAGGGCUUUGCCGAGAGGGAGAGUACCUUCUUCAUGGAGACUUCCGCGCUGGAGUCCAUGAACGUUGAGAGUGCCUUCACCGAGGUCCUAACUCAGAUCUACCGUGUGGUCAGCAAGAAGGCCCUCGACAUUGGCGAUGACCCUGCUGCUCCACCAAGAGGGCAAACCAUCAACGUUGGAGGCAAGGAUGAUGUCUCUGCUGUGAAGAAGUCAGGGUGUUGUUCAUCCUAA